This is a messenger RNA of Branchiostoma floridae (Florida lancelet), 2440 nucleotides long. Its product is annotated as myotubularin-related protein 9-like. Lineage: Eukaryota; Metazoa; Chordata; Leptocardii; Amphioxiformes; Branchiostomatidae. The record is from RefSeq and is a predicted model, not a curated record. Gene Ontology annotation, biological process: negative regulation of autophagy.
GCUGUAAUGGAAUGGUCUGAAUAAAAGAAAAUGGAGGUCGAGUGAAGUAAAAAUUUGUGAUCAAGAUAUAAUUUCGAUAUUGUACAAAUAUCUCAAGAUUUUAGUUUCACAGGUAGUCUGGCAGUUCUUGGGGAAGCUUCGGUUGUUGAAUUUCACAAAAUGGAGUUUGUUGAGUUGAUCAAGACCCCCAAGGUGGACGGCGUGGUGCUGCAUCGGCCCCUCUGCCCGCGGAUCGAGGGUACGCUGUGUGUCACCGGGCACCACCUCAUCCUGUCAUCACGACAGAAAAAUGCGGAGGAACUAUGGCUGCUGCACAGUGGUGUGGACAGCAUAGAGAAGAAGUUUGUGGGUUCCAUGGGAUACCUGACGGUCAAGUGUAAGGACUUCCGGGUCAUCCGACUGGACAUCCCUGGGAUGGAGGAGUGUCUCAACAUCGCCAGCUCCAUAGAGGUCUUGUCAUCACUGGACACCAUCACACUGACGUACCCGUUCUUUUUCCGCCCGAUGUUUGACGUGAUCGAGGACGGCUGGCAGGCCUUCCCGCCGGAGACGGAGUUCGGAAGGCUCUUCGGCGAGGACUGGAGAAUCAGUUACGUCAACAAAGACUACAAGGUCAGGGGUUGGAUUGAGGGUUGUGCAGCCUUAAACUUGCUUUUAGGUUCUGGUGCAUUCAGACAGGGGGGAAGGUUUCCUGUACUCAGUUACUUUCAUGCUGCAAAUGACACCUCGAUAUUACGGAGUAGCCAGCCCCUGACUGGUCCGAACGGUCGGCGCUGUAAGUCGGACGAACAGCUGCUGAAUGCGACACUACGACCCGGCAAGAGAGGUUACAUCAUCGACACACGGGCUCCCAACGUGGCCGCUAAUGCUAAAGCUCGAGGUGGCGGUGUUGAGCCCGAGGUGCACUACCCCCAGUGGAGACGGAUCCACAAACCCAUAGAGAGGUGGAACGCUCUGCAGGACAGUCUGGUGCGACUCGUGGAAGCCUGUCAGGACCCCAACUCCAGUAUGGACAAAUGGCUGUCUAAACUAGAGGCCAGUAACUGGCUCACCCAUGUGAAGGACAUCCUGACCACCGCCUGCCUGGCGGCCCAGUGUAUCGAUCGGGAGGGCGCGUCUGUGCUGGUUCACGGGUCGGAGGGGAUUGACACCACGCUACAGGUCACGUCUCUCACACAGAUCAUACUGAACCCUGACUGUCGCACUGUCAGAGGGUUUGAAGCGCUGGUAGAACGUGAGUGGUUACAGGCGGGACACCCGUUUGCAGACAGAUGCGCGAAGUCAGCUCACUCCACCAGCAAACAGAAGUUUGAGUCUCCCGUCUUCCUGCUGUUCCUAGACUGUGUCUUUCAGGUGUACCAGCAGUUUCCAUGUUCCUUUGAGUUUAAUGAACAGUUCCUGGUCCUGCUGUUUGAACACUCCUAUGCCUCACAGUUUGGUACAUUCUUAUGUAACAAUGAAUGCGACAGGAAGAAAGUCAAGCUACAGACUAAGACAGUGUCCCUGUGGUCCUAUGUGAACAGCCCUGAGAUGUUAAGGACCUACCUGAACCCCCUAUAUGAGCCCAACAAUGGGGUGGUCUGGCCUUCUGUUGCACCACAGAGCUUGCAACUGUGGUCAGGCCUGUUCCUGCGAUGGGAAACCAACAAGUCAGCUGAGGACGCAGCCUGGCAGGAGGUCAUCCACAUCAGACAUCACAACAAGGAGCUCAAGUCUAAGGUCACCAAACUUAGAAGACAACUCGAGGAGUUGCAGAGAGAAGCAAGAGAUGCUAAUCUUCUCGAAGAAUAAAAUAGUUAAUAAAAUUGUAUGUAAUAAUGCUCAUAUACAUAAUCAGGAUAGCCUCAACACAUGUAAAGCUAUGGGAUAAUGUUCUAGCUGCAGUCUCUGAUAUAGCAUUCCUGCAGAACAGGAAAUGGUUCAUCAAUUAGUAUCUGAAUAUUUGCCUCAAAUAGAAGUCAAAGCUCCAUACAGUCCUCAGUAACAGCAUUGCAACACUGAGAUUGAACUGGCAUGUAGAGGUUUGAUCCUGAUACACUGUUACAAAAUAAUAAUAAUAAAGAUGUGUAAGGUACAAAAUUUAUGUUACGCACUUGUGACGUUGCAUUAUGCAGGAAAGUGAUAGUACAUACAGUUAGAAAUCUCACUUUCAGACUGGAGGGUCAGGGAGAAUGAAUUCAGUCUGUCCAUUGAUGAACUUAGAUAUUCAGACUACAAUUACUAGAGGUGGUUUAGUCCUUGAAAGGGAACUUUAAGUGGUCUUUUACAUGUUUAAGGAGAGACAUGUCAUAUGUGUGUCUUUGUACCCACCAUGCUUCUCAGAAAGAGAACUUCAAGGCAAUUAGAUAAGUGCAACAUCAUGCUAUGUUAAGUAAGAUGUCAAAAUUUAAGUAUAUAUUUAUUAAAAUGCGGGAUGUAAAAUAAAUCAACCGUGUUAGAA